Molecule: messenger RNA, 1386 nt
Organism: Eruca vesicaria subsp. sativa (arugula)
Lineage: Eukaryota; Viridiplantae; Streptophyta; Magnoliopsida; Brassicales; Brassicaceae
Source: the annotation of a GenBank genome assembly
ACCCUAGAAAACACAAAGAUGGGUGGCCUUACGCAUCUCAUCGUCUUGGUCUCCAUGUUUGCAGCCAUAACUCUGAUAUCAGAAGCACAGUACCUUAUUCCUGUCACCAAACACGAACCCACCAAACAAUAUUACGCCACUGUCAAUAUCGGAUUCGGCGGAAUGUCGUCUCCCGUAAACCUCCUCCUCGAUCUCGAAACCAACCUAACGUGGCUCAACUGCCGCAAAAUCAGAUUAUUAUCAUCCCUCCACGUCGUCACUUGCAAGAGCUCCACCUGCAAAUCACUCCCCGGCAAUGGCUGCGACAGGACCAACGCCUGUCUUUACACCCAACCAGGUCCUCUCGGCCAAAACCCCGUCGGCCGUGUAGCUCAAGACAACGCCACCAUCUUCACUACACAAGUCGGAAAACCAAUCUCCAUAGCCCCUUCCCGCCGCUUCACAUUCUCCUGCGCCGUCGAGAAAUACCUCCAAGGACUCGCCCCUCGCGUCGCCGGAGUUCUCGCUCUUUCUCCCGGAGAGUUUCCGUUCUGGAGACAGAUUGCGUCAGCGUAUAACGUCAUCCCCAAGUUUGCUCUCUGCUUGCCUUCUUCCGGCCUCGGCCUCGGGUCCUUCUAUAUCGGCACCCAUUCGUUCGGUGGCAGUAAACCCGUUCCCAUGACUUUGACGCCGUUGAAAAUUGACUCGGGAAAAUAUAUAAUCUCUUUUACGUCGAUCCACGUUGACGGAGUACCGUUAGCGUUGGAACCAAGUUUGCUUGAGGGCGGAGCCAAGCUCAGUACGGUGGUUACGUACACCCUACUUCAAACCGAUAUCUACAAUGCUCUUGCUCAGUCUUUUACCCUAAAAGCAAAGAAAAUAGAAAUGUCUGAGACCCAAGGACACGCGCCAUUUAAACACUGUUUCGAAGAAGGUGCUUCAGGGAAGAACAUGGAUGUGUCAGUGAUGGAAAUUGGGUUACCAGGGAAUGGAAAGGAGGUGAAGUGGAGGUUUCAAGGUGCGAAUAUGGUGGAGAGAGUUUCGGAGACGGUUAUUUGUUUGGCGUUCGUCGACGGAGGAAGCAAACCUAAUGAGUCGAUGGUUAUUGGGACACAUCAGCUUGAAAACUAUUUGAUCGAAUUUGAUUUAAGCACCACGCGAAUAGCUUUUAGUGACCCACUCGUGCUCCAUAACGUGAGCUGCUCCAAGUCUUCAUAAAAUCAAUCACACAUGACCUUAAGAGAUCCUCUUUGCCACCUCAGCUUUUACUUGUGUGUUCCAAUCAAAAACUUGAAUAAAACUAUCAACAUUUUUUUUAAAUGUAUCGUUUAUUUUCCUUUCUUAUAAGUUAAUAUUCCCCUAAUGUUUAAGAAUUUCGCAUGCAAAUUUUUUUGUGUUAUUUUACAA